Messenger RNA from Bicyclus anynana (squinting bush brown), 1157 nucleotides. RefSeq lists its product as uncharacterized. The record is from RefSeq and is a predicted model, not a curated record. Bases 24 to 794 code for a protein of 256 amino acids. Lineage: Eukaryota; Metazoa; Arthropoda; Insecta; Lepidoptera; Nymphalidae. The transcript has 3 exons.
GUAAUAUUGCCAGCGUCUUAGAGAUGGCGUCACUUGUGUUUUGCUUUCUACUGUUCCAAUUCGUGACGGGAAAUGAAAUAUACAGAAACGAUGGUAUUUUACAUCAUAUAAAUAGUGGAAUGAAAAUUGCUCAGGAAUUUUUGGGAUCUGAAUCCAUUGCCUUGAAGGUUGCAGACUUCGUUGUACGCGCUUUCCAACCUCUGCCAGUGAAAAGACAACCAUCGGACAGUUACCUCGACAAAUCUAACGAGUACGUUGAUGAGUCAGAGGAAAAUAGACCUAAUUUAAAUAUGAAUGAGGUUCCAUCUUCCAUGUCACCACUUCGUCACUUAGUACGAUUAUUGGGCCUUCAACCGCGGCAAAUUAGCGCCGUUGCCGUCAAUGCCCUCAUAUUUGUCGCUCAGAUGAUCACUUCAUUCCUGGUAGGACCUGGUACUCCAAACAGGCCGCAACGUUCAGAAGAUUUAACGACAUGGAUCCUCAACAAAAACUCUCGAAGACUUCAGGACCUAAUUGCAACGGCUAAAAACGAAUCUUUGCCAGAACAUAUUGAAGAGCUCAUACGAGAAAAGGAGUCAGAUGAAGAAACCAGCUGUAUACGGCUUUUAAUUUGUAAGAUUACGCCUUUUGUAAAUAAAAUGCAAAAGGCAGUGUUUAAUGAAGAAAAUGAGGGCAUACACGAGAAAAGAAGCGGUGGGUCGAUUAUGUAUCGACAUUUGCCUACCAGUGACGAAGUAAACGCUAGGAGCAAAGUCUGCGAGCGUAAAUAUACCGAAUGUAAAUUAUACGAAUAGAUUAGUCGUUAGUAAAACAAAAUGUCCAAUUGAAAUUAAAUUAUUUGUAUCUACGAAAGGAAUUAUAGCAAACUAGCGGACGCCAGCGACCUCGUCCGCGUGAAAUUUAGUUUUUCACAAAUCCCUCGGGAACCAUGGAUUUUUUCGGGAAAAAAUAUAUAGCCUAUGUGUUAAUCCAUGCUAUAAUUUAUCUCAAUACCAAAUUUUAGCUAAUUAGAUUCAGUAGUCGAGGCGUAAAAGAGUAACAAACAUUCGUGUCAUCAAAAUCAUUAGUUUCACAUAUCUCGGGAAACCAUGGAUUGUUUCAGGAUAAAAGUAGCCUAUGUGUUAGUCCAGAGUAAAUCUAUUUUCAUUCCAAAUUUA